Molecule: messenger RNA, 852 nt
Organism: Lactuca saligna
Lineage: Eukaryota; Viridiplantae; Streptophyta; Magnoliopsida; Asterales; Asteraceae
Source: the annotation of a GenBank genome assembly
AAAGUCCAAAAGAUCAAACGUUCGAAAGUCAAGAAACGACGAAAGAUCGAAGCUCACGAGUCAGGACCUAAUAUUGAUGUAUAAAAGUAGAAUCUGCCAUACAUGCAUCCACCCGCAGUACUUGCUAAGAAAGAACAAACUGUGCUUUGCGGUAUUCUGCAUCCCGGAAACCAUGGUAUCAAACGGCUCCACUAUUCCUCAACAUGCCCAUGCCGCCAUUAGCAUGGAGGUACCACUAAAGACGUCGGCAUCACCACCGGAGUACAUUGCUACUAGACUCGCAUGUGGUUCCAAGAAGCAUGCAGUUAUUAAUUUGUUCUCUAGGGUAGUUAUACUUGCAUCUGCCGUUGGUGGGAUAAUUCUUCUCAUCACUUCUAAACAAACGAAGCUUAUUACAAUUGCACCUGGGCUAGCAAUAUCCAAGGUUGCAAAAUUCAGUCACUCCGAUGCUCACAGAUACCUUCUCGCAGCUCUAUGUACGGCUGCUUUAUACAGCAUCAUCACUGGCUUAAUAUCAGUUUUGGCGCUCAUGAAGCCAGGAGGCAUCUCAUCAAAGCUAAAAUUUCAAUUUGUGAUACUCGAUUCGCUGCUAUUAGGUAUCAUGGCUGCAGCAACAGGAGCAUCAGGAGGUGUAUCUUACGUAGGAUACAAAGGAAACUCUCAUAGCAGGUGGAACAAGAUAUGUAAUAUGUACAAUUCUUACUGCAUGCAUGUUGGAACCUCUAUUUUUUUAUCAUUCAUAUCCUCCAUAACAUUUCUAUUUUUGGUUUGGAUCAACGUUUAUGCACUUUCGAAGAAGAUCGCCAGGCGAUAGUUAAUUGCUUGAUAUCAUAUAUAUUUCCGAAGUACAAG